AAAAAUGUAGCUAUCAAGGGAGUUAAAAAAAGAAAAAGAAAAAGAAACCACUAGACCUUCUCCUCUGGUAUUUGGUGAAGAGCAUCUGGUGUUUGGGCUGGCAUAUCCACAAUCUAAACCACUGGUGUAGACGUCAUUUGGGAUUCCUGCUUUCUUAUUUUAGCAUGGCGGAGCUCACUGUGCACAGACUCCUUCUUCUGUUUUUUUCUCUGGCAAAGUGUCUGGAGGGCACAAAACUUCUAUCACAUCUUAAAAAAUGUGGUGACCUGGAAUGUGAAACUUUAAUCAGCAGAGUCUUAGCCGUGAAAAAUUACACAGGACCUGACUGCCGAUACCUGAACUUCACUGAGGGAGAAGAAAUAUCGGUUUAUAUUAAACUUUCAGGAGAGAGAGAAGAUUUAUGGGCAGGAAGUAAAGGAAAAGACUUUGGAUUUUUUCCCAGAGAUGCAGUCCAAGUGGAAGAGGUGUUCAUACCUGAAGAAGUUGAAAUAUCAGCUAAAGAAUCUGACUUUCUUUGUCUUCUUGGGGAGAGCUAUAUAUUUGGAAGUGAAGAUAGUGAGUUAAGCAGUGGCAAUGGUGAAAACAUGUACUCAUAUGAAGAAGAUGAAGACCAAAAAUAUAGUAUAUUUGCAAAUGAUUUCCUAAGACAAUCUGGAUUUUAUGAAACGUCUGCAAGUACUGUACUUCCAGACCAAUUUUUAGCAUCAGAGGCUCCUGAAACAAUGAGAAGUACUAGUGACCCAAAAGAUUGGGAAGAAGUAGAAGCUGGAAGUAUGGGACAGGACCAGAUUCCAGAAGUUGAUGAUAUGUUGACAUCCCCAACUCUGCCUGAAGGACAAGGACGGUUUGGACUGGGAGAAGAACAAACUGAAGACAAGACUGUUGAAUCUGUUACUGAAUCUGUACAAGAAAACUCAUUUCGAAGUAGAAAAAUAGCGGUGGAAGAUGAAAACGAUCUGGAGGAGUCCCAAACAGAGCAUGAGCCAGAACCUGAAUCAGAAUUUGAUUCAGAGCCACCAGAACUUGUUUCAGUAACAGAGAGAGAAUCUGAACAAGCUUUAGAGCUAGAGCACACUCGCAAAUCUCAAGCCACGAGCUGGUUUGGUGGUGGAUUUACAAGUUAUUUAGGUUUUGGAGAGGAGAGCACAGAACUUGAGUUAUUGUCCAAAGAAAGCCACCCACUACUACAAGAUAUUCCCGAUGAUAAAUUACCCGAUGAAGAUGCCACAGUUCCGUGUACAGAAAUAACAACAGAAAAAGAGGACACAAUUAUUAAUGACAGCUCCAUCCAAGAGUCAAGUUGGUUUGAUUUUGGUUUUGGCAUGCUAGGCUUUGCAGAUGCUGAUGAAGAAAAAAUAAUAUCAGAGGAUGGAAAAAAUAGUGAUAGUGGGGUAGAUAAACACGAGCAUCCCCCAGCCAGUGAAUUUGAGCCUGAUAAGGAACAGGAAAUAAAUGCAAUAAAAAUGAUGGAAGCAGAUCAACUAGACAAGAGAAGAGUUGUAGAGGAAACAGAUGAUACUGAUGCCACACUAUAUUUGAAAAAAAUAUUGUACAAUUUUGAUAACCCUUGGAGCUUCCAGAACACUCCAGAGGAAACGGAAUUGCCAUCUUCUAAUCAGAUACUGGAUGAAAAUAAUAAAGGUGGAAAUGAUGGAUUGGAAUACUCUUCAAUUGAAAAUCAGUCCACAGACGACAUGGAAGAUCUUAUAAUGCUGAAAAGCAGUCACAGCCAGUCAGAUAUAAUCUCUGAAAUAGGCUUACCUGUGAGAAUACCUGAAAAAACACAUGACCAAACCUCAUCUUCUAAAAAUGCUGCCCAGUCAACAUCAUCGGUAGACCCGGAAGGGCCUGAGCAGAGGGAGACAGACACAUCUGUGGAAAAUAUUCUCCAAAGCAGCCAGGCGGCUUCCCUUGAUAACUCUUUGUCUUUGCAAAACCUCAUGCUCCAGAAAGAUGAUGCAACAGGCUUUUGGAUUCUGAAAUAUGUAUUUCAAGUUGACAUUUACAAUUUCAUGAAUUCUGCAUUUUCACCAAUUAUCAUGCUGAUAGAAAGGGUUGUGGCAGCAUUGCCUGAAGAUAUGAGACCAGGCCCAAACCCCUAUGGCUUCCCGUGGGAGUUGGUCAUCUGUGUAGCUUUUGGUGGAUUUUUUGCUGUUGCCUUGUUUUUAUGGAGAAGUUUUCGAUCGGUUAGAAGCCGGCUUUAUAUAGGAAGAGAAAAAAAGCUUGCCCUAGAGCUUUCUGGACUGAUAGAAGAAAAGUGUAAACUCCUUGAAAAAUUUAGGAUAGUUCAGAAAGAGUAUGAAGGCUUAGAAUCAUCUUUAAAGGAUCCCAGCUUUGAGAAGGAGUCAACAGAAGCACAAAGUUUGGAGUUUGACCAAGGAUCACAAAGGUCAGAGGCAACCUAUGAAAAAUUGGAUAGUUCCAAAUCUAAACUUGAAGAUGAAAUACUAUUCCUUGAAAAAGAGCUAAAAGAAGAGAAGUCUAAACAUUCGGAACAAGAACAAUUGACGGCGGAUAUUUCAAAAAGGAUACAAUCUCUAGAAGAUGAAUCAAAUUCUCUCAAAUCACAAGUAGCAGAAGCCAAAACAACCUUCAGAGUAUUUCAAAUCAAUGAAGAACGACUUAAGGGAACAAUAAAAGAUGCUUUGAAUGAAAAUUCCCAACUUCAGGAAAGUCAGGAACAGCUUUUACAAGAAAUUGAAGUCUGGAAAGAACAAGUGAGUGAACUUAACAAACAGAAAAUAACAUUUGAGGACUCCAAAGUACAGGCAGAACAAGUUCUCAGUGAUAAAGAAAACCAUGUCAAGUCUUUGACCCAGCGCUUGCUAAAGAUGAAAGAUUGGGCUGCUGUGCUUGGAGAAGACCUAACUGAAGAUGGUAACUGGGAUUUGGAAAUGAAGAGUGAGUCAGAAAGUGUUGCUCACUUAGAUAAUCCACCAAAAGGAGCCUUGAAGAACCUGAUUUAUGCUGCUAAGUUAAAUGCUUCUUUAAAAACGUUAGAAGGAGAAAGAAACCAAAUUUACAUUCAGUUAUCUGAAGCAGAUAAAACAAAGGAAGAUCUUACAGAGCAAAUUAAAAGUCUUCAGGAUGAACAAGUUUCUUUGCAGUCAGAAAACACAGAAUUUGAAAGUGAGAACCAGAAGCUUCAGCAGAAACUUAAAGUUAUGACUGAGCUGUAUCAAGAAAAUGAAAUGAAACUUCACAGGAAAUUAACAGUAGAAGAAAAUUCUCGGCUAGAGAAAGAGGAGAAACUUUCCAAAGUAGAUGAAAAAAUAAGCUAUGCUGCUGAAGAGUUGGAGAACUAUAGAAAGCGAGCCAAAGACCUUGAAGAAGAAUUGGAGAGAACCAUUCAUUCUUAUCAAGGACAGAUUAUUUCCCAUGAGAAAAAAGCACACGAUAAUUGGUUGGCAGCUCGGACUGCUGAAAGAAACCUCAAUGACUUAAGAAAAGAAAAUGCUUACAACAGACAAAAAUUAACUGAAACAGAGUUUAAAUUUGAACUUUUAGAGAAAGAUCCUUAUGCACUUGAUGUUCCAAAUACAGCAUUUGGCAGAGAGCAUUCCCCAUAUGCUCCUUCACCAUUGGGCCGACCUUCGUCUGAAACGAGAGCUUUUCUCUCUCCUCCAACUUUGUUGGAGGGUCCACUCAGACUCUCACCUUUGCUUCCAGGGGGAGGAGGAAGAGGCUCAAGGGGCCCAGAGAAUCCUCUGGACCAUUCAAUUAGCAAUGAAAGGGGAGAAUCAGGAUAUGAUAGGUUGAUGGAUCCCCACAGAGCACCUUCUGACACUGGGUCCCUGUCACCUCCCUGGGAACAAGACCGCAGGAUGAUGUUCCCACCAUCAGGUCAACCAUAUCCUGACGCAGCUCUUCCCCUACAGAGGCCAGACAGAUUUUAUUCUAAUUCUGGUAGAUUAUCUGGACCAGCAGAACUUAGAAGUUUUAAUAUGCCUUCUUUGGAUAAAGUGGAUGGGCCAUUGUCUUCAGAAAUGGAAUCCAGAGGAAAUGAUACCAAAGAUGAUAUUGGUAACUCACAUAUGCUUGACUCAUCUCUCGCUGCUGAGAGGGAAGCACCAGGCUCGGGCUUUGCACCUCCACCCCUCCCUCCGGUCCGAGCUCCCUUGUUUCCAGUGGAUCCCAGGAACCAGUUCUUGAGAAGGGCACCUCCAUUUCCUCCACCUCCUCCCAGCGCCCUGUAUGGAGUUCCCCGGGACUAUUUCCCACCCAGGGGUUUCCCUGGCCCACCACCUCCUCCGUUCCCAAUGAGAAGUGUCUACCCACAGAGGGGCUUUCCUCAGUAUCUCCCGCCCCAGCCUGGGUUGUUUCACCCAGCCCCACAUUCUGAAAGCAGCAGCCAGUUCCCUUCAGCACUGACUCCGGCCAGUGAACCUGCUGCAGAACCUCCCAAGGCCCAACAAGAAGCCUGAUGGCGCUUAACUGCUUGCUCCUCAAGUCAUCUCCACCCAGCUGGUCUUCAGUUUAAGUAACUGCUGUUACUUAAGUGAUUAUACUUCUGCUCAAAUUGAAGCUCAAUGGAAUAAGAAUUCUCAGGAUAGAACUUUGUAAAUAAAGAUGAUUUAAAUAUGA
This is a messenger RNA of Dipodomys spectabilis (banner-tailed kangaroo rat), 4584 nucleotides long. It is a transcript of the gene Mia2, whose product is annotated as MIA SH3 domain ER export factor 2. Gene Ontology annotation, molecular function: protein binding. Gene Ontology annotation, biological process: endoplasmic reticulum to Golgi vesicle-mediated transport; protein secretion; vesicle cargo loading. Bases 165 to 4424 code for a protein of 1419 amino acids. NCBI's taxonomy places the organism in Eukaryota, Metazoa, Chordata, Mammalia, Rodentia, Heteromyidae. The transcript is spliced from 30 exons. Gene Ontology annotation, cellular component: endoplasmic reticulum membrane; endoplasmic reticulum exit site. The record is from RefSeq and is a predicted model, not a curated record.